AUGGCGACGUUAGAGCAGCCUCCACCGACGGAGGCGACGACCCCUGGGGCGGACAGCGUGUUGGACCCCACGCAGGCGGCAGCGACCCCCGCGCCCCGCAAGCAGGGCCGGCCUCGAGGCAAGCCGCUGCCAGAGAGGCCCAAACGAAGUUUACUGUGUCUUGGACUGAAGAAUCCAUUGAGAAAAUUGUGUUAUGAUAUUGUUGAGUGGAAACCUUUCGAGUACAUGAUAUUGACGACGAUCUUCGCCAACUGCAUCGCCCUGGCGGUGUUCACCCCCUACCCCUCUGGGGAUACGAAUAAUACUAAUCAGAUAUUGGAAAAAGUAGAAUGGAUCUUCAUGGUGAUAUUUACUGGUGAGUGCGUGAUGAAGAUCAUAGCGUACGGGUUCCUGUUCCAUCCCGGCGCGUACCUCAGGAACACGUGGAACAGUCUCGACUUCACCAUAGUUACUAUAGGUAUAGUGAGCAUGAUCCUCCAGAUCAUCUCGAAGGACUCUAUCGAUGUGAAGGCGCUGCGAGCUUUCAGAGUGCUGCGGCCUCUUCGACUAGUCUCAGGAGUACCAAGUCUACAAAUCGUGUUGAACUCCAUUCUUAAGGCCAUGGUGCCGCUCUUCCAUAUAGCAUUUUUAGUGCUGUUUGUUAUCAUCAUCUACGCUAUUAUUGGGCUGGAGCUGUUCUCUGGCAUCCUUCAUGACACCUGCUACUCUAAUGAGACAGGUAACAUGAUGGACAAUCCAACACCUUGCGUAAAAGACGGUGAUGUGGGCUACAGAUGCAAGGCAGACGAGAUCUGCAAAGGUGAUUGGGAAGGGCCCAACGAUGGGAUCACCAGCUUCGACAAUAUCGGCUAUGCUAUGCUCACUGUGUUCCAGUGUAUUACUUUGGAAGGAUGGACGGAUAUUAUGUACGCUAUCGCUAACGUCAAAGGCAACACGUGGCCCUGGAUAUACUUCGUCACGAUGGUCAUCUUCGGCAAUUUCUUCGUGAUGAAUCUAAUUCUUGGUGUUUUGUCCGGAGAGUUCUCAAAAGAGAGAGAAAAAGCUAAGAGUCGCGGUGACUUCCAGAAGUCCAGAGAGAGACAGCAAUUCGAAGAGGAUUUGAAGGGAUACUUGAACUGGAUCACGGUGGCGGAGGAACUGGAUUUGGAGAAUGAUCAAGCACAGAAAGAGGAUGAUCAGGAUUCGCAGGGCAAUAAAAAAGAAAGGAAAAGCAAUGAAGGCUCACAGACGAAUGUGAAUAUGAAUGGGGAUCAAGGACAGUCGUCUACAUGUAAAGUGUAUUGCAAGAGAUUUGAUAAGGUGAACAGGCGUAUGCGCAGGGCAUGCAGGAAGGCGGUGAAGUCUCAGGCGUUCUACUGGACUAUCAUCGUACUGGUGUUCCUGAAUACCAUGGUUUUGGCUACCGAACAUUACAAACAACCCAAAUGGUUGGACCGGUUCCAGAACUACGCUAACUACAUGUUCGUUGUGCUGUUCACGAUGGAGAUGCUGGUCAAAAUGUACGCUCUGGGAUUUCAGGGAUACUUCGUGUCCUUAUUCAAUCGUUUCGACUGUUUCGUCAUGAUCUGCUCCAUCAUCGAGUUGGCGCUGACGGCAGCAGGCAGCAUCCCGCAGCUCGGUAUAUCCGUGUUGCGAUGCGUCAGGCUGCUCAGGGUGUUCAAAGUUACCAAAUACUGGCGUUCCCUCUCCAACCUGGUAGCUUCACUGCUGAACUCUAUCCAAUCCAUCUUCUCUCUGCUGCUGUUGCUGUUCUUGUUCAUCAUGAUCUUCGCGCUGCUCGGCAUGCAAGUGUUUGGUGGGAGAUUCGACUACCAACCCGAAGCUGAGAAGGAGAGGCACAACUUCGAUUCCUUCUGGCAGGCUGUGUUGACUAUGUUUCAGAUCCUAACUGGUGAGGAUUGGAACGUGGUGAUGUACGAAGGUAUCAAGGCGUACGGAGGCGUGGGAACUCCUGGAAUGCUCGCCUCUAUAUACUUCAUCGUCAUCUUUAUUUGUGGCAACUAUAUUUUACUAAACGUGUUCUUGGCUAUCGCCGUCGACAACUUGGGUGAUGCUGAAGAAAUGGACGAGAUUGAGAAGGCAAAGGAGGACGCUGAAAAUCCUGAAGCAGGAAACCCUCAAUUGGAUGAAGAGAGGCCAGAAACUGAUGAUGAAUUUGCUAAUGAAGAAGAGGGCUACUCCAGUGAAGGAUCAGAUCAUGAAUACGAAGAGACUGGUUCAGAAGAAGACGUAGAGGAGCAGGAGCAGGAAAGAGAAAAUGCAAACGAAGCACUCGUUAAUAAUGAAAAGAAACAGAAUGGUGACGUAAAAAAAGAAGAGUCACCUCCAAAACGCCCAGCCGGUAUUUCAGCUCGGCCGCGAAGGUUGUCGGAGGUGGAGAUCAAGACGCAAGAGAAACCCAUACCUGAUGGCACUAGCUUCUUCAUAUUCUCUAAAACGAAUUGGUUCCGUGUAAUGUGCUACACAAUUCAGAAUCAUUCCUGGUUCAAAAAUCUGAUAUUGGUGUGUAUUCUGGCGUCUUCGCUCAUGCUGGCGAUGGAAGACCCCGUCCCGAGCUCCGGCACUGAGGGUACAGUCGAAAUUCUCCGCAAGAUCGACUACUUCUUUACGGCGGUGUUCACCAUCGAGUUGGUGCUGAAGGUCAUCACCUACGGGUUCAUCCUCCACAAGGAUUCGUUCUGUCGCUCCGCGUUCAAUCUUCUUGAUCUACUCGUUGUCAUCGUGUCACUAGUCUCUUUGUUAGAUUUAAAGACAAACAGCAUAUCGUUCAUUAAGAUCUUGAGAGUGUUCAGAGUGUUGAGGCCUCUGAGGGCCAUCAACAGAGCCAAAGGAUUGAAGCACGUAGUACAGUGCGUCAUUGUUGCUAUAAAGACGAUCGGCAACAUUUUAUUGGUGACAAAUCUUCUACAAUUCAUGUUCGCGGUCAUGGGAGUGCAAAUGUUCAAGGGAAGAUUUUGCAAAUGUACAGACAGUACAAAAGUAACGGAGCUAGAGUGCAAAGGGUCAUAUAUAAUUUACGAGAACUCUAAGCCCACAAUACACGACCGCCAAUGGUUAACCAAUAAGUUCAAUUUCGAUGAUGUCCUGAGCGGAAUGUUGACGCUCUUCACCGUGUCUACCUUCGAGGGAUGGCCGUCAUUACUGUCCACCUCCAUGGAUUCGAAUGAGGAGGACCACGGACCGAUAGAGAAUUCUCGACCUUUGGUGGCGUUCUUCUACAUCAGUUACAUUAUUGUCAUAGCUUUCUUCAUGGUGAAUAUCUUCGUGGGUUUCGUUAUCGUGACAUUCCAGAAAGAGGGUGAGCAGGAGUUCAAAGAUUGUGAAUUAGACAAGAAUCAGAGGAAUUGUAUAGAGUUUGCCUUGAAGGCGAAGCCGGUAAGAAGGUACAUUCCAAAGCACCGUAUCCAGUACAAGACGUGGUGGUUCGUGACGUCACAGCGGUUCGAAUACUUCAUAUUCUUCUUCAUCGUUCUCAACACGAUCGCGCUCAUGAUGAAGUUCCAUGGUGCCUCUCCUGAGUAUAAGAAGGGUUUGGACUACCUCAACAUGCUGUUGACCACGGUGUUCAUGCUGGAGUUUGUGUUCAAGCUAGCUGCUUUUAGAUUUAAGAAUUACUUUGGAGACGCGUGGAACACGACAGACUUUAUUUUGGUUAUCGGAAGUAUCAUAGACAUUGUGGUCACUCAAGUCAACGAGAAUAGACCGGAGCAAAUUUAUGGCGCGACCAGAUCAACUAUGGAGGGCAUGAACCUCAAAUACAUAACCUUUUUCCGUCUCUUCCGUGCGAUGCGUCUCAUCAAGCUACUAUCAAGAGGAGAGAGGAUUCGGACCCUCCUGUGGACCUUCAUCAAGUCUUUCCAGGCGCUGCCCUAUGUAGCCCUGCUGAUCGUUCUUCUGUUCUUCAUCUAUGCUGUGGUGGGGAUGCAGUUGUUCGGCAAGGCGUUCCCUGACGACGAGAUCAUCACCAGUAACAACAACUUCCAGACCUUCGGAGGAGCCCUCAUGGUGCUGUUCAGAUCCGCUACAGGUGAGGCAUGGCAGGAGAUCAUGAUGGCGUUGUCCACCAACACCCUAGAGCGUCCCGGGGAGCCAGUGCGCUGCAUCGCCCACAUCGACAAGGACGGCGUGCCGCAACCAGACGACGAGUUAUGUGGCAACUGGCUCGCGUUCCCGUACUUCAUAUCGUUCUCAUUACUCUGCACCUUCUUGAUCAUAAAUUUGUUCGUGGCGGUCAUCAUGGACAACUUCGAUUAUUUGACUAGGGACUGGUCUAUCUUGGGACCGCAUCAUCUUGACGAGUUUAUCAGGUUAUGGAGUGAAUACGACCCUGACGCCAAAGGCAGGAUCAAACAUCUGGACGUGGUCACGUUGCUCAGGAAAAUCAGUCCACCUUUAGGUUUCGGCAAGCUGUGUCCACAUCGUACGGCGUGCAAGCGUCUCGUGUCGAUGAACAUGCCGCUCAACUCCGACGGCACCGUCAACUUCAACGCCACACUCUUCGCUGUGGUCCGGACGCAGCUUCAGAUCAAGACCACGGGAGUCAUAGACGAAUGCAACACGGAACUCCGUGCAAUAAUAAAGAAGGUUUGGAAGAGGACGUCCCCCAAACUCCUGGACCAGGUGGUGCCGCCGCCCGGGGACCCCAACGAGAUCACCGUCGGCAAGUUCUACGCCACCUUCCUCAUACAGGACUACUUCAGGAGGAACCAUGCGUUCCGUAAGAGAAAGGAGCAGGCGGCGGCGGCGUCGGUCACGAGCAACCAGAUGACGCUGCAGGCUGGCCUGCGGACCCUGCAUGAGGCAGGACCGGAGCUCAAGCGAGCCAUCUCCGGGAACCUGGACGAGAUUGUGGUGGAAGCUGUGGAGCCUAUGCAUAGGCGCAACCACACCCUAUUCGGCGCGGUGUGGACGAGCCUCAAGAAGCACGGGAAGGACGGGUUCAGCCGCUACCGACCCCACGCGGCUGCACCGCCGCGGACCAAGACGCAGAAUGAUAUUGAAGAAGAAGGCCCAUCUCUAAGUUCCAUGAUGAGGAGAGAGCUGGGACUCGACGGGAAAAUACCGGAAGAGGAAGUAAAAUACGACGACGGCAAUCAUAGCGACGAAGAGAUCGCGAUGCAACCACUCCUGCACGGAAAGGACUCUGAGAAGAUCUUCAAAGCUAUAGAAAAAACGUCCAACGACUUAUUGCAGAGUAUGAGAAACAGCUAUCGUGACAAAGAGCCGAAACAGAGCAACAACGUGCCUUAUUGUGUAGAGAAUCCAGCGGAGAACCUUAUAACACGGGUGUUGAUGGAGCAGGGGUUAGGCAAGUACUGCGACAAGGAUUUCAUCCAGAGUACCUCGCGUGAGAUGCAGGAGGCGCUCGACCUCACGCAGGACGAGAUGGACACCGCUGCAAAUCAAAUAAUACUGCAAGAGAGGAAAAUGAACGCCAUGCAGAACAAGCCGGCCAACGUGGAAAGCAUAUUGUCCCGUCAAUACCACCCCUUCCACCAGCCGCCGAUGCAGCCCCCUCCUCGGAAAAAAUAGCCCCACGCCACACACCCCUCUGGUUUUCUGUGCACCCGCGCCGGUUGACAGCCGGCGUGGGUUUGUCGCCCGGUCCCGGGUUCGAAGCCGCCCGCCCCGGGGUCAGCUAAACGAGUUUUUGAAGAAUAUAUUGUAAAUAUUUAAUGUUAAGGUGAAUGCUUCACGGCUUUUGCGGGAUAUGUUAUUUUUUAUAUUUAUGUGUUUGGUAUUUUUGUUACUGCGAUGUUGGGUGGUCAUUUUCUUUUGUUUUCGGAUGCUUGUGCUAUCUUUGGCGUUAGGGUAUUUCGGUGUUAUCAAUUUGGAAUAUUAUUUUUCUCGAGGAAUUUUUGAUUUACUUUAUUAGUAAAGUUAUGCUAGUGGUAAUGAAUGAAAAUUAUAUAUAAAGCCUUUUGUCCUUUUGAGCUUUAUUUAAACGGUAUUUAAUAAUAAAUAUUGUAUACAAUUAUCUGUAUACACUAAACAAAAAUGUAAGUAAAUGUAACUUAGAGUUUUAAUGAAAUAUAUUUUCCAAAAUUAAAGAUGGCCGCCCUACCGAGUGACUGAUUUUGGUAAAAUUUUAGAUUGUGUAAUUUGUGAACGUUCAAAAAUAUAUUUAUAAUACGAAUAUAUAAUGCGGCGAGGUGCCUUAUCUAUUCGAUAUAGAGUUAGAUGUUUUCGAUAAAAAAUGUGCCAAAAAUAUUUUUGCCUUAUUGCUUUUGGCGGGAAAGUAGCCGAGCUGUGUGCAAACGAAACUAAAUACAUUUUUACGUAUUGUACGUAAUAUAACAUUUUCUUAACAUUGUAAAAUAUAUAUUGUGGAAAAUUUUAAGGGGAAUUUACGUAAAACUUGUUGCAAAUGGCUCGGUUUGUUCGUCAACCAAAAUUGUGGAUGUAUUUAGUAUAUGAAAUGCUAGAAUGUUGAUAAACGGCUUGUUUGUGUAUUUCCUAUAUUUUUCCAACUAGAAAGUAAGUAGAAAUGUAUUCUAAAUGUACCUAAGAUGUGGAUUCGCAGUGUCUUCAUACAAUAGAAAAUUGAGCUUGAAUAUAAAAUAGGAAAAUUAUUUUUCUUCAAAUAUGCAAAAGAAAUAUUAAUAAUUAUGAAAUAGGCUCUAAAUACUUCAUAUUUCGUCAAAUAAGUCUAUCUAUUUUUAUACAAUUAUUAAAACAUUUUUACAGUUUGUCGAUAUUGCAAAAAUUUGCUUGCAUAAAUGUCAAAUCGUUAGCCAAUAUAAUAUUCUGAAAUAUAUUAUUGAUUAUAAAAGCACGCAAAUCAUUACACUUUGAAAAAGUUAGUUUGUUUUUAAUUAAUCAAGAACAACUAUUAUUGUGCUAAGUUUCUGGAGACUUUUUUCUACAUUUUUGCGAUUUUAAACACCGACAAUGCGAUUUUUUAUACGAAAGGCGAUCGAUUUUCAAUCUUCAGAUAAAAAUUCUUCGUCAAAUAUAUUAUAACUAGGUUGAAUAGGAGUAUACUAUAUAUUAUAUAUUUUACUCAUGCGAGUGCAAUGUUCAAUUUGUUCGUAUAGUGAUUAUAAUGUUUUAUUUGUUGAUUGAAAAAUUGGCUUUUCGAGUACGCAGUUUAUUGCAUACACAUCACACUUUUUUAAUAUAAAUAGUAUUUUUGAUUACUAAAAGUACUUUCCUCCAUAGAAAAAGAAAACACUGUAUCCCAAAAUUUAUAAAAAAUAAAUAUUUUUUAAAUAUCAUUGGGUAAAUAGGUCCCCGUGUGUAAAAACUUUUUAGAUAAAGUCAUUUCCCCUGUGGUAUUUUUGUGUGUUCCCGAGCUGAGUAAUUUCUAGUCAAACGUCAUAGAUUUGCUUGCUUCGUAUUAUUUAUGGAUGUUAAAUGUAGAACCAAAUGUUAUUUAUAUAUUUUAAAUAAUGUAUUUUAUACGAGACGUAUACUUGUUACUGUGGAAUAAAUUGUUGAUAUCGAAA
Molecule: messenger RNA, 7448 nt
Organism: Manduca sexta (tobacco hornworm)
Lineage: Eukaryota; Metazoa; Arthropoda; Insecta; Lepidoptera; Sphingidae
Product: muscle calcium channel subunit alpha-1
Exons: 47
Coding region: 1-5532 (1843 amino acids)
Biological process (GO): calcium ion import across plasma membrane
Cellular component (GO): voltage-gated calcium channel complex; membrane
Molecular function (GO): high voltage-gated calcium channel activity
Source: RefSeq, a predicted model, not a curated record